ACAUGUUCCUCUCUUUGAAGCUUACUUUGACAAAAUCAAGCGUCUAUAGAAAAAUAUGAUUCCCGUUGCGACAGCAGUCGUAGCCGACGCUGUAAAGAAAAAAGGAUCGUUAAAGAAUUUGGUGUUCUCAUCAAAGUUUAAGAAUAAGAAAGCUUUGUAUGCUCUGACCUGUGAGACAUUAAGGUACAGGAAACCUCUUUUAGAAAUAGCGGCAGAAUGUGGUGUGUUAAAGGAUAAGAGACUGAGAAAUGAUGAUAACCUUGCAGCAGUUCUCAUGUAUGAGCAUUUACUGGGAAAGGGUGUUUCUGGAAAAUACAAGGUCAUGCUUCAUAAGUAUAAAAAUGCCAUACACAGCAGGUGUGAGAGGAUAAAAAUAGAACAAGGAGUGACAGAUCUGAAGCAAGCACUUCAGAAACUGCUGCCAUCUCAUGUAGCAGAUAAACCACUACCAAAAUAUGUAAGGAUCAACACAAUACUGGGCAGAAAAGAAUAUGUGAUGGGAGAACUACAAAAACAGUUCGAGUUGAGAGAACAUUUAAGGUCGGUCAGCAUGACAGAAUGUGACAGCGGAGACUGGUUUAUAGAGGAUGAACAUAUACCCAACUUGUUGAUGCUUCCCUCCUCUACACAGCUUCAUAAUCAUCCAUUGUACUUGUCUGGUAAAGUUAUUAUCCAGGACAAGGCUAGCUGUUUCCCAGCAUAUAUACUAAAUCCUCCAAGUGGUUCCACAGUGAUAGAUUGUUGUGCUGCGCCGGGAAACAAAACAACACAUCUGGCAGCUAUUAUGGGGAAUAAUGGAACAAUAUAUGCCUUUGACAAGGAUCCAAAGAGGUUGUCAACGCUGAAGACGCUUGUAGCAAAGGCUGGGGCUACUUGUGUACAAGCUGGAUGUAGAGACUUCUUGUCUGUUAGUCCGCUAGACAAGAUGUAUGAAAAUGUGGAGUAUAUAUUGGUGGAUCCUUCAUGUAGCGGAUCAGGAAUGGUUAACAGGCAGCAACAGUUUACAGAUGAAAAGGAAUCAUGUACCUCUGAGAGGUUGCAACAACUGUCCAAGUUUCAGAUAUCCAUUCUAAAACAUGCACUUAAUUUUCCACGUGUUAAAAAGGUCGUUUAUUCAACAUGCUCCAUUCAUGAUGAAGAAAAUGAAAUGGUUGUUGAGGAAGUGUAUUCACAGUUUUGUGAUAAAUUUGAGAUAGAAAGUGUAAUGCCAGCAUGGAAAUAUAGAGGAAAGAAGAUAUAUAAACAUGGAAGUCAGUGUUUACGAAUGUCUUACGAAGAUUGCCAAACUAACGGGUUUUUUGUUGCAAGUUUUAUAAAGAGAAGUAAUGAACUUUUAGUAAAUGAUGUACCUGAACAUUUUAAUAAAAGGAAAGAAAAAAUGAGUAAAGGUGAAAAGGAUUCGUCAUAUUUAAGUACAGAAAGUAAAGGUAUUGCUGAAAAGAUAUUGAAGAAAAACAGGCAAAGAGUAUGUGUUCGAAAUAAUGGCUUUUUGCGUAAACAUUCUGAUAUCACAGAAAAAAACAAAACAGUAAGGGCAACAACUAGAUGGACUGUGAUGAAGUAGGGUAUUUGAAUCAGUAUCUUAUGUAUAACGUAUAAUUUUUGUGCCACACCCCCCUCCCCCCAAAAAAUAUUUUUAUGCCCCCGGCAUCUACUGAUGCGGGAGGCAUAUAGUGAUUGUCCUGUCCGUCCAUUCGUUUGUUCGUUCAUUCGUUCGUCUAUCGGUUCGAGGUUAACCAAAUGGGACCGUUUCGUCUAGCAUCAAGAAUGCGUACAAGAAUGAAUUGAUACUAAUACAGAUGUAACCUGUGACCAUUCCUCAUCUUCAAACAUCACCUGACCUCAGUUUGACUUUGACCUUUACCUCGUUUUGGACUAUGGUUGCUUUGUAUCGGCCACCUCUUGGUUAACCAAAUAGAACCAUUUAGUCUAGAAUCAGUACCCCUUACUAGAAUGAAUUGAUACUAAUGCAGAUGUAACCUGUGACCAUUCCUCAUCUUCAAACAUCACCUGACCUGACCUCAGUUUGACCUUGACCUCAUUUUAGCCUUAGAGUUACCUGAACCAUAAGGUGCAAAAUUUAUCGACAAGGAUGCCACUGGGGGCAUCAAACGUUUAUUAAACGCAGCUCCUUAUUUUCUUUUGAGGGGUGGGGGAGGCAUUUAUAUUUUGCCUUGUCUGUAUGUGUAACUGUCACUCUGUCCGAUUUUUUGUCAUGAAUACCGCAAGAAGUAUUUGACCUAAAGGUAUCAAAUAUCAUAGGAUUGUUAUUCAGUAUGUGAAGUUGUGCACCUGGGGUUUGUUUGAGAUUUCACUCAGUAAAACUAGUGUUAUGGCUCCUGACAGUAAAAAAGUAUGUAAAGGCAUAAAUGUUUGUCUCGCAUAUAUUUCUGAAAGUAUUUGAUCUGGAGUCACCUGGGUACUUUCUUGGAUAUCACUCUGUCAGACCAAAGUUGUGACCCUUGACUUAGAAAAAAAUAUGCAUAAAGACUAAAAAAGUUAAGGUUGCAUGAAUCACAAAAAUAGGGCUGGGACGAUUACUCGGAUCUGAUUCGAUUACUAGGUGUAACCGGUUUCAAUUUUGCAAAACCGCUAAUUGCUCUUGAACAAUAAACACCACGAAUCAUAAUUUAUCUUAGGAGUAAAAAAAUUGUUUCCGGUAUCCCGACCUACCCUAAAUUUUUGGCCCGACCCUAAAUGUUUUUAUGGCCUUGGAGAAUAUUCUUUUUAACUUUUUAACGAAAAAAUUGCAAAACUGCACUUUUUAUGCUUUAAACAUGCUCAGUGAUGUUAAAAAUCAACUUACUGAUGCUCUAAAGGCAUAACCCUUUUGUUUGUAUUCAUUUUUUGACACAAAAAUAUUUUCUGAAUAGUCUCCCUUAAUAAAAAAAAAAAAUAAAAAAAAAAAAAAAAAAUUCCAACCUACCUACCCUAAUUUAUUUUAGCAUGUUAGGCCUUAUUAAUAUACAUUUUUUUGACUAGCACAUAGACCCACAGUAUAUUUCCGCUAAAACACAUUUAACAUAGUCAAUAGACAGUAAUUUGCCUGUCGUGAUAUGUUUACCGUAAAACAAAAUACACCAAAAUAUGAAUUAUUUAUUAUCACACUGCUUGCAAACGAUAAAGUCCAUAAGUUCCUAAUGUAAUCAGCUGCUGGACGUACCUACAGUCGUCAGGAAAGAAAACAGCAUUUUCAAUACGGCGGCUGAUUAACCGGUUCGGUUCGAUUUCAAACAAAUGAUUAACCGGUUUCAAAAUUUUGAAAUCGUCCCCGCCCUACUCAAAAAGUAUUUGACCUCGAGUCAUGAAACAUUAGAGGAUUGUUUGAAGUUGUGCACCUGGGGUUUUGUUUGGUAUUUCACUCCAAAAGACCAGAGGUAUGGCCCUUGACUUAGUCAAAAAGAUGCCUUAAAGAGAAUUCCUAUAGUUUUUAUGCCCCCAGCAUCUACUGGCAUAUUCCUUUCAUAGAUUUUUUUUGUGAUCGCUCUGUGUCAGUCGCCGUCGGUGUCAGCUGCGGCGGCGUCGUCUUCAACAAUUUCACUGUUAACACUCUAGAGGUCACAGUUUUGGCCCAAUCUUAAUGAAACUUGGUCAGAAUGUUAUGUUUGACUAGUUCGAUAUUGGGUCAUCUGGGGUCACAAUUUAGGUCACCAGGUCAAAUCAGAGGAAAAGUUAACACUCUAGAGGUGAAAAUUUUGGCCCAAUCUUAAUGAAACUUGGUAAGAAUGAUACCCGCAAUAAAAUCUUAGACAAGUACGAUAUUGGGUCAUCUGGGGUCAAAAACUAGGUCACCAGGACAAAUCAAAGGAAAAGCUUGUUAACACUCUAGAGGUCACAAUUUUGGCCCAAUCUUAAUGAAACUUGGUCAGAAUGUUACCCUUAAUAAAAUCUUGGACAAGAUCUAUAUUGGGUCAUGUAGGGUCAAAAACUAGGUCACCAGGUUAAAUCAAAGGAAAAGCUAGUUAACACUGUAGAGGUCACAUUUAUGACUAUAUCUUCAUGAAACUUCAUCAGAAUGUUAAUCUUGAUGAUCUAAAGAUCAGACUUAAAUCUGGGUCAGGUGGGGUGAAAAACUAGGUCACUAGGUGAAAUCAAAGGAAAAGCUUGUUAACACUCUAGAGGCCACAUUUAUGACUGUAUCUUUAUGAAACUUAGUCAGAAUGUUAAUCUUGAUGAUCUUUAGGUCAGGUUCAAGUCUGGGUCAUGUGGGGUCAAAGACAAGGUCACCAGGUCAAAUCAAAGGCAAAGCUAGUUAACACUCCAGAGGCCACAUUUAUGACCAUAUCGUAAUGAAACUUGGUCAGAAUGUUAAACUUGAUGAUCUUUAGGUCAAAUUUUAAUGGGGUGAAAAACUAGGUCACUAGGUCAAAUCAAAGGAAAAGCUUGUUAACACUCUAGAGGCCACAUUUAUGACUUACCUUCAUGAUACUUAGUUAGAUUGUUAAUCUUGAUGAUCUUUAGGUCAAGUUUGAAUCUGGGUCAUGUGGGGUCAGAAACUAGGUCACAGAGUCAAAUCAAAGGAAAAGCUAGUUAACACUUUAGAGGCCACAUUUAUGAUCAUUAUCUUGAUGAAACUUGGUCAGAAUGUUAAUCUUUGUGAUCUUUAGGUCAAUAGGUCAGGUGAGCGAUACAGGACCUUCAUGGCCCUCUUGUUUCAAAUUCACAAAGUACCCAUAGUGAAGAAUAUUUUUUUAAAUUUUGAAAAAACUGUUUCAUAGAUUUGUUUCUUGUUUUUCUUGUGUAUAAAUAAUUGUAUUGUGAACAUAAAAAGGGCUAAAAAUGUAUUGGUCACCAGGCUAAAUUUUAUGUAAAGACCGCUUGAAUACAACACCUGUUCGAACGAAAAAUGGUGCAAACCUGACCAAAUUGAUUACAUGUAUAUCUGCUAGAAGUUUAAAAAAGUUUAAAAUAUACUUAAUUCUUUCUAUAAUUGAAUAAUAAAUAAGCUGAAAAGAGAUAUUGUCUUAGCAAUACAAAGUUGAUUGUCUAACAUUAUAUGAACAACACUGUCUUUGUGCUAAAAUGCGCUGUCAAAACACAGCCACAAAAUGGCAAGAUACAUGUCAGACAUGAUUCAUGUCAAUACAACAUAAACCAGUAUAAAUAUUGGAUUACUGAUAAAACUUAUAAAAAAAGUUAUUUUUACAAGAUUCCUUAUAUUUAAGACUGUCUGUCACAUGUUUCAACAAAUGUUGACUUCACUUCAAUUUUCCAUAGAUAAUGUUGGCUGCACAGAAAGAUGCGCAUAAAAAACUACAUGUAUAGGAAUUCCCUUUAAAGGCCUAAAAGGUUAUGACGCAUGUAUCUAAAAAAAACUUGAUAGAAAUUGUGUUCAGCAUAUAAAGUUGUGCACCUGGGGUUUUAUUAACUUGUCUGAUUUUUUAAAAGAAUCUAUGAUAUAUUGUCGUGACAUUGGUUAAAUUUUUUGUUUUAAGGUCCACCUUUUCUCAAAAACUGUAAGAGCUACAGCAUUAAAACUUUGCACACUAAGUCUUGUUUGUUAUCAAUAGGGACUAUGUAGACAAAGAAACAAAGAAGCAUAACUCUGAUAUGCAUAUUGUCAGAAUUAUGGCUCUUUUUGUACUUAAAAAAUUUGAGUUUCUUGGUUAAAAUUUUUGUUUAGGUCCACCUUCUCUCAAAAACAGCUUUGACACUUUGCACACUUGUUUAUCAUCAUUAGAUGAGUAUGUAGGUUGUGAACCAUAAUUUUGAUUUCCAUUUUGUCAGAAAUAUGGCCCUUUUUGUAAUUAGAAAAUCUGAACUAAAACUCUUUUCUUACAUAUUGUCCAGCACUUUUUGAGGAGCUAUGGCACCAAUGGGCGGUGCUUUUGUUUGGGAUUUGUCCCCCUUUCCCCAUCCUACCCUCCCACCCCUAUUCCAAACAAAGAAGAAAUAAAGUUUAAGUUUUUUUAUUAUGCCUCCAAAGGUGGGCAAGACCGAGACCCCUAGCUCCAAAGUCAAGGUCACACUUAGAGGUCAAAGGUUAACAUGGUCUGUUUUAUGUCCAGUCCAUAACUCUGCCAUCCAUGAAGCGGUUUUGAAAUAACUUGGCAUAAAUGUUUACCAUAAUGAGACAACAUGUCAUGUGCAAGACCCAGACCCCUAGCUCCAAGGUCAAGGUCAAACUUAAAAGUCAAAGGUUAACAGGGUAUGUUUCGUGUCUGGUCCAUACCUCUGCCAUUCAGCAUGGUAUUUUGAAAUUACUUGGCAUAAAAUUUAAUGUUCCUCAUAAUGAGACGACGUGCCAUGUGCAAGAUCCAGACCCCUAGCUCUAAGGUCAAGGUCACACUUAGAGGUUAUUGGUUAACAUGAUCUGUUUCUUGUCCAGUCCAUAACUCUGCCAUUGAUCAAGGGAUUUUGAAAUUACUUGGCAUUAAUGUUCCCUAUAAUGAGAUGAGAUGUCAUGCACAAGACCCAGACCCCUAGCUCCAAGGUCAAGGUCACACUUAGAAGUCAAAGGUGUUUCUUGUCUGGUCCAUAACUCUGCCAUUUAUCAACGGAUUUGAAAAUAAUUUGACACAAAUGUUAACCAUAUUGAGAAUGUGUGUCAUGCUUAUGACCCAGGCCUCUUAGGUCAAGGUCAAGGUCAUGAAAUGAUGUGUGAUUUUUUUGCACAUACAACUGUAGCAUUCUUGGGCACACUUCGGGGGCAUUUGUCACCAAUAGUGACAGCUCUUGUUUUACUCCCAGUUUCUUUCAUCUUGCGUUCAUGGUUAUCCAUACUACACUCCCUGAAUGACUUGCAACACCAACAAGAGGUAGUAUGAAAGUUUACUAAUAGUGCAUGCAGGUUACAUAUAACCAUUCAGUGAUAGGAAGUAGGGGCACAUAUUUGGUCACAUAUCUAGUUUUCUCAAGUUUGAUUUGAAUUAGACGUGUAAAACAAUUUAUUUCUUUGUUUAUUGUAAAAUAUUGUAAUGAAACUGAAUUUCAACCCGAUUUCCAGAAAUAAGGGAGGAUCUACAUGUAUGUUUUUGUUAACAUGUAAAUAAAUCAAAUGGAUUAUGUAUACAAAACCAAGAUCAGUGAAGAUUUAACUCAGUGAUUGGGUAUGAUAUAUAUUAGGACUUUGUUUCAGUUACUCAUUCUGCCUGAAUAUUGCAUUCUGUUAAUUUCUUUGAAUAAAUUAUUUUCAUGCCAGAUUUUCUUUCUAUUUACACUUGGCUUGUAACAGAAAUUGUGGGCUUAUCUGGAAUCUGAAUAUAUUUUUUGGUGUAUGAAAUUUAAAUUAUAUAUACGUAAUGUGCAUAGCAGUUACAGUACUUGUCCAUUGAAGUGCACUUUUGGAUCUUUGGUGUUACUUUUAACAUACUAGUAACACGCUUAACCUGUUAGCUUGGCUAUUCAUUGAAUAGUGAGAGCUUUUCUACUCACCUGUCAUUGUCUGCAUUACACCUUGGUUAAAGUCAUAUCUCAGUAACCAUUGCACAUAUUGGUUUGAAACUUAGGCAUCAAAGCUACUGAAACAAUCAAGUUAGAUAAUUCCUGGUUGAAUUGAAUACAAAUUAUGGCCUUUUUUUUACUUAGACCAUUUGGUUAAAGGUUUAGCAUGCAACUAACAAGCUGUAGAUCAGUAACAACUACAUGUAUUAGAUAACUCUUGGUCGAAUUCAAUACAAAUCAUGGCCAUUUUUCAACUAAGAAAAUUGAUUAAAGUUUUGUGUGCAGUUAACUAUCAAGCUGUAUUUCAGUAACAACAACAUGUAUUGUAUUGAUUCCCAGUCGUCAAGCUUACUAAGAUACAUGUAAUCAAGUAAGAUAACUCUUCAAUGAAUUUAAAACAAAUAAUGGCCUUCUACUUGGAAAAUUCCAUUAAAGAUAUCCAUGCAACUCUCAAGUGUCUCUGAGGAACAACUACAUGUGAUGCUUUGAAAUUUCAUACAAUGCUUUCCAGUCAUCAAGCUUACUGAAAUAAUCAGGCUGGAUAAAUCUAGGUUGUAUUCACUUUUUGACUUAGUUCAAGCUUUGCUAUCAAAAAUUAAAUGGUAUUUUAUUGGAUUGAACCAUUAUCGAACUGCGAUACCCAUGUGGAAUCAAAUAUAACUCCCUAAAAUACAUAAACAACAUGCAGACAGUUCAUUUAGUACUCCUGCGUAAAUAUAUCAAUUAAUAAUCUUACCAUCCGCUUGCAUGAAGUUAAAUAUUACCAUGUAUUUACAAGAAAAUAAAAAUAAUACUCUGGAAUUGUUUCUCUCACAAACCCUCUCAGUAUACAGUAUGGCUGUUCAGUAGCACUUGUGUGUAGCAUUCAUUUACACAUGGUCAAUAUUCACAUAAUUUAUGUAAAUAUUACUAAAUUACAAUAGAACCUAAUUGUCAACUAUAAAUGUAUAUUUUAAAAGUAUUUUCGAAAGAAAUGAGUUUUUUGCUAAACAUUCAAAACCUAAUUAGGGGGUUACUUUUCAGCUCAACAGCCUACUUUCGGUAUUGAUGGGGUGCGUGCAUCAGACCGUAUCAGUUAUCUUGUGAGUGUCGGAGAUAAUGAUUUGUUAAUUUAAUACGAUAUCAUGGAAUUUGGCUCUGCAGCCUUGUAACACCUUGUUGAUUUGACGCUAAAUGUCAAACAUUGAUUUUUACAGUUGACAAGUAUAGCGAACAAUUUUUGUAGUAGAAUCUAUUUAAUUAAAAUUGAUUGUUGCCAGAGUUGUAAAUAAACUUCACGUUAAAAUCUCAAAAUGAUGGCCUUAGUUUGCUUAUUUUUGCUGAGGAUAGAUAAAAUGUUUAUCUGUCAGAAAUGCUCAAAAGUUCACCAUGAUCAUUAUCAAAAUUAGUGACGAAUUUGCCAUUAACUUCCUUAACUGUGUGUGUCAAAAUGAUACCUCACCUGUGUAAAUAAAAAACGACUGUUUUUGGCCAGGUUCGAGUGUGCACUUUGUUCAACAUUUAUGUCACACUAAGUAUCAGUCAAGAGAUGUUGAACUAAGAUAAAAUUGUUGUAAACAUGCAACAUUAAAAGUAUUUGCCUGAAAUUUUACAUCCUGUAUCAGUGUACAUGUGAUCAAUAUUGAUCUGAACAGGUAAACAACAAUGACUAAUGAUAACAAACCUAGAUACGAUUUUUAGCCCACCAUCUGCACUCUGCAUCUGUGGUCCAUCGGCCUUCAGUCUGUCCUUCCAUCCGUUAGCAAUUUCUCGUUAUCGCAUCUCCUCAGAAACUACUGAGCGGAUUUUGACCAAACUUUGUCAGAAUGAUGUAUUGGUAUUCUAGUUGUGUCCCCCUGAAAAUCAGACUGGGUUCAACAUUUUUUUAAUGAGUUAUGGCCCUUUGUUUAUUUCGAUUUCUAAUAUAAUUUUAUAUCCAGUGGCCCUCCCAAGUAGUUAAUUGGUUUUUUAUGGCCUUACCUGUUGAAGGGUUUUAAAAUCUGCAGACACUAAUGAGAUAAUGAUUCAAGUUGUCCAUUAUUUUCCUAUUACAACUCAGCAGUGAAUGGACUACCCUAGUAGAUUGAUGAUUAAUUUGUUUAGUACUGAAAUUUCUGGGUUUGGUUAUUAGUUAUGAUAAGUAAUUAUGUGUGCAUUCUUUGUUUCCAUAAUAAGAAAAGAAUAAUAACUGCAUAUAACGCAUUAAUGAUGUCAUCUCUCUUGUUUAGGGUAUGGGUUUAAUUAUUAGUUAUAAAAUAAAUAAUUAUAUGUGCAUUCUCUGUUUCCGUAAUAAGAAAAAAAAAUGCAUAUGACUCAUUAUUGUUAACUUUUGUACUAAGUUACUUCCCUUUAAAUUCCAAUAAUUAGCCUAUUUUUAGGAAUUCUAUUUUUAGAUUUUCAAUAUUUUAGGUAUUUUUCUAACUUUUUUAUUAUAAGUCCUAUGUAAAAAGUAAAUACAUUUUCUGCGGUAACAUGUUUUGGUAAGACACUUGUUUUGUAUUAAUUUUUAGUGUAGUAUCUCUAAUAUUAGUCUUGAAAUUUGGAACAUUCAAAAAUGGCUCAAUGGUGGGCACCAAGAUCAUUCUGUGAUCUCUUGUUUUAAACUCCGCCUUAUAUGUAUGAUAAAUGAUUCUGUAUCAGAUAAAAUGCAAUUUUGAUCAGCUACUUUUUCUACGGUAACGGACAUAAAGAAAACUAUUUGACAUCAUAAUAGAAGGGUGUAGAGGUCAGUGAAAAUUUGUGUAGAUUCUAGAUCUAUCUAUUUUUAGCUCACCUAUCACAUAGUGACAAGGUGAGCUUUUGUGAUCACCCUUCAUCCGUCGUCCGUGCGUCAACAAUUUCUUGUCUGCAUGAUAGUGGUUUCAUAUAUGAUUUUAUUUUAACCAAACUUGCACACAACUUGUAUCACCAUAAGGUCUCGGAUCCUUUCUUGAACUGGCCAGAUCCCAUUAUGGGUUCCAGAGUAAUGGCCCCUGAAAGGGCCAAAAUUAGCUAUUUUGACCUUGUCUGCACAAUAGCAGCUUUAUUUAUGAUUUGAUUUUUACCAAACUGGCUCACAACUUAUAUCACCAUAAGAUCUUGGUUCCUUUCUUGAACUGGCCAGAUUCCAUUAUGGGUUCCAGAGUUAUGGUCCCUGAAAGGGCCAAAAUUAGCUAUUUUGAAAUUUCAUUAUUGUCAUUAGUUGGACUGAGCCAAUCAGGGUAGAUAACUAUGGACUGAUUUUAUGUCAAAUUACCUCCCUUUAUUUCAAAUUAAAAUGGGUAUAUCUCCAUAACUAAUGAAGAUACUGAUCUGAAAUUUCAUUUAUGUCAACAGAUUUAUUUGGCAGAUCCUUCUUUUGUUCACUUACAAUAAUUUGUACCUUGUAAGAAUCACUUUUUUCUUUUUGGUUAAAUUUCUUCCCUUUGUUGUUCCUGUCCUUUGGACUUAGAUAUUUUUUCUGAGGACCUUCGUGUCCUCAAGUGCAAUGAUAACAGGUGAGUGAUAUAGGGCCAUCAUGGCCCUCUUGUUUUUCGAUAUAAGCCAUCCGCGCAGUCUGGUCAGGAUCCAUGCUGUUCGCUUUCAAAGCCUUUUAGAAUUACAGAAACUGUUAGCGAACAGCAUGGAUCCUGACCAGACUGCGCAUAUGUGCAGGCUGGUCUGGAUCCAUGCUGGUCGCAAACCCACUAUGUUGGUUUUCUCAUUGCAUGGCUCAGUUAUAUGUACUAUUGUGAUAGAUCUGCAUAAAAUCAAUCAAACUGUUUGUAAUGCCAUUGAUGAUUUUUAUAAACUUUAAGAUUUAUCAGAAUGUGUCAAGGCAAAUAUCGUAGAGCACUGUACCUCAAUCAGUUACAUGUACUAAAUACUGAAUUAACACUACAUGUAUAUUCCAUACAGUUAAGUUAUAAUAAAAUCGAAAUCACUUUU
This is a messenger RNA of Mercenaria mercenaria, 11268 nucleotides long. RefSeq names its product 28S rRNA (cytosine-C(5))-methyltransferase-like. Lineage: Eukaryota; Metazoa; Mollusca; Bivalvia; Venerida; Veneridae. Gene Ontology annotation, biological process: rRNA base methylation. Gene Ontology annotation, molecular function: methyltransferase activity. Bases 56 to 1564 code for a protein of 502 amino acids. The transcript has 8 exons. The record is from RefSeq and is a predicted model, not a curated record. Gene Ontology annotation, cellular component: nucleolus.